UCAAAAUUCGAUAUAGAGAACGUGGCUAAAAUAUAUCAUUGCGCUUCAGUGUCUGGUGCACACGCCUUAAAGAAGAGGGCAAUGAGAUUCAUCAAUAAUAAUUUCGGCCCAGUUUCAAAGACAUCAGGAUUCAGAUCAUUACCUCAGGAGAUCUUAUUUGACUUCUUAGACAACCUUCCAGAAAAAGCGAAAAUUAGAGUUGAUUAG
Messenger RNA from Acaulospora morrowiae, 207 nucleotides. NCBI's taxonomy places the organism in Eukaryota, Fungi, Glomeromycota, Glomeromycetes, Diversisporales, Acaulosporaceae. The record is from the annotation of a GenBank genome assembly.